Messenger RNA from Didymodactylos carnosus, 690 nucleotides. Lineage: Eukaryota; Metazoa; Rotifera; Eurotatoria; Philodinida; Philodinidae. The record is from the annotation of a GenBank genome assembly.
AUGAUAAACAUAUUGAAAUCCAUUUUGCUACGAUAUUCACUAGUAAAUCACAAUCGAUUCUUAUCAUCAUCUAUGGAAUUUUUAUUUGAGAAGUGUUGGAAAUGUCAACGUGAAAUUGAUCGUUUUGAAUGUACAACACAUUGUCCAUGCGAAAAAAAUGUUUUAUUACCUGUAAAACGUGAAAUUGAUUAUUUUCGAUUAUUUCACUUGCCAAAAUCAUUUGAAUUAGACGUUAACCUUUUAACAAAAGCAUUUCGAACAAAAAUGAAACUAUUGCAUCCUGAUUUAUUUGCAAAUAAAUCAUCUGAAGAUCAACAAUAUUCACAAGAUCAAUCAUCUUAUCUCAAUGAAGCUUAUUCAACGUUACAUUCCCCAUUAGAACGUGCUUUAUAUCUAUUAAAACUAGAAAAUAUUAUAUUUGAAGAAACGACUACAACGUUAGAUCCUGAUUUUUUAAUGAAAAUAAUGGAAAUGAAUGAAGAAUUAGCUGAUGAUAAGACUAUUAAACACUUUCCAACAAAUUUAGCAAUAGAAAUACGUCAAGAAAUGGAUUCUCUAUUAAAACAGCUAUCAAAUACACUACAUAAAAUGGAUUUGCCAAAAGCUAAAGAACUUGUGGGUAAAUUAAAUUACUACACCAAUUUAGAUGACAAAAUUAAAUCACUUGAACUUAAACAUGGGAUUCUUUAG